Messenger RNA from Arabidopsis lyrata subsp. lyrata, 1853 nucleotides. Its product is annotated as probable polyamine transporter At1g31820. Gene Ontology annotation, biological process: transmembrane transport. The transcript has 2 exons. Lineage: Eukaryota; Viridiplantae; Streptophyta; Magnoliopsida; Brassicales; Brassicaceae. Gene Ontology annotation, cellular component: membrane. The coding region runs from base 286 to 1731 and encodes 481 amino acids. Gene Ontology annotation, molecular function: transmembrane transporter activity. The record is from RefSeq and is a predicted model, not a curated record.
CGUGUUUGACCAUUCUGUCUCAAUAGAUCGGAGAUUCCAUCGCCAGCGUCUCCGUCUGUUUGCUCAACUUGAUUAUUUUAUUAAUAUUUAGGACUUGUCAUUUGAUAUGGACAAUCUCAAAACAGAGAACCACAACUUCUUCAAUCCUUUCCAAGAUAUGACUACUAUAACGAUAUGGGUGUGUUUUCUUUUCUUCUUAAAGCAUAGCUCAAUCUUUGUUAAUCUUCAGACAAAGAAGAUCUUCAGACAACAAUCGAUUCUCUCACGAAGGGAAGAAUCAUUACCAUGAGAGACUAUAACAUGAAUGACUUUGCUUAUGGUGCUCUUCACGAUGAUGAUGAUGAUGGUGUUCCAUCCUCUAAAGCAGCAACAAAUUCGAUACAGAAAGUUUCAAUGUUACCACUCGUUUUCCUUAUAUUCUACGAAGUCUCAGGUGGUCCUUUUGGUGCUGAAGGUAGUGUGAAUGCAGCAGGACCAUUGUUAGCUCUUUUGGGGUUUGUGAUCUUCCCUUUCGUUUGGUGUAUCCCUGAGGCACUAAUCACUGCAGAGAUGAGUACAAUGUUCCCAAUAAAUGGGGGUUUCGUGGUUUGGGUCUCCUCUGCUUUAGGACCCUUUUGGGGGUUUCAAGUAGGUUGGAUGAAAUGGCUUUGCGGUGUUAUCGAUAACGCUUUGUAUCCUGUUCUCUUCCUUGAUUAUUUGAAAUCCGCUAUCCCGGCUUUAGCUACUGGUUUGCCAAGAGUUGCAUCGAUCUUGAUCUUGACUCUAUUGCUUACUUACUUAAACUAUAGAGGACUAACCAUUGUUGGUUGGACUGCUGUGUUUAUGGGAGUUUUCUCUAUGCUUCCGUUUGCGGUAAUGAGUCUCGUUUCGAUUCCACAGCUCGAGCCUUCGAGAUGGCUUGUGAUGGAUUUAGGAAAUGUCAACUGGAACUUGUAUCUCAACACGCUUUUCUGGAAUCUAAACUAUUGGGAUUCGGUUAGUACACUAGCCGGUGAAGUGGCAAACCCGAAGCAAACACUUCCUAAGGCUUUGUCCUACGGUGUUAUCUUUGUCGCUCUUGCAAACUUCCUCCCUCUUUUGUCUGGAACCGGGGCUAUCCCGCUGAAUCGUGAGUUAUGGACGGAUGGUUAUUUAGCUGAAGUUGCUCUAGCUAUUGGUGGAGGAUGGUUGCGGUUGUGGGUUCAAGCGGCUGCCGCUACAUCAAACAUGGGAAUGUUUUUAGCCGAAAUGAGUAGUGAUUCGUUUCAGCUACUAGGAAUGGCUGAACUCGGUAUGCUUCCCGAGAUGUUUGCGAAAAGAUCUCGUUACGGGACACCUUUAUUAGGGAUUCUGUUUUCAGCUUCAGGUGUUUUACUCUUGUCUGGAUUAAGCUUUCAAGAGAUUGUAGCUGCAGAGAAUUUGCUUUACUGUGGUGGAAUGAUUUUGGAGUUGAUAGCAUUUGUUAGAAUGAGGAUAAAACAUCCGGCUGCAUUGAGACCCUAUAAGAUACCCGUUGGAACCGUUGGUUCGAUUUUGAUCUGUGUUCCUCCCAUUGUACUGAUCUGUUUCGUUGUUGUCCUAUCUACUCUGAAAGUGGCUUUAGUGAGCUUUGUGAUGGUAAUAUUUGGCUUCUUGAUGAAACCUUGUUUGAACCACAUUGAUCGAAAGAGAUGGGUCAAAUUCUCAGUCAGUUCUGAUUUGGCAGAGUUUCAGAAUGAGAAUUUGGAUUGUGAAGAGUCUUUGUUACGUUAGACUUAGGAUUAUUUGCAAAGGUAAACAAACUGUAUAUUUUUUCUGCUUGUUUUGUACUUUUUGUUCAAAUUCUUUGUUGUCUGUUUAAAGAUCAUAAGCACAAGAAGAUAUUUCUAAAAUCA